AUGGGUGUGCAAGCUUUGGUGGAUUUGGCCAUUCGAAUUCCACUGGACUGGUUAAUAAGAGUCCUAGUGUUAACUAGCAUGCUGCUUCAGAUUCUUCUGGUUGUUUGUGGUGCUCGUAGAUAUCGAAGCUCAAGCCUAAUUUUGCGAUUAGUUGUGUGGGUGGCUUACAUUUCUGCCGAUCCAGUGGCCAUCUCUGCGUUGGGUACCAUGAUGCAUUAUGCUCGUCGUGAGAUAUAUGGCAUAUGGGCUCCUCUCCUGCUCGUCCAUCUCGGAGGCCCCGAUGCAAUCACUGCAUAUUCUCCAGCCGACAACGAGCUCUGGUUAAGACAUGGUUUCUACAUGCUCUACCAUGUUUCACUCGCAGUAUAUGUCAUAUAUGUAUCGGCAUUUACAGGAUAUCUGCUGGUUGCUGCCAUUCUUGUACAAAUUGCAGGCUUUAGCAAGUAUGCUGAGAGAACCGUUGCAUUGGCAUUUGCCAGCAACUCUCAGAUAGUUAACUCUACUCAGCCAAUUUAUGCCUUAAUGAAGCACGAGGAACUGAUAGCACGGGAAGUGAAUAGUGAAGAGGAGAAAGCAGCACCAUCGGCGGUGAAUGGUGAAGAGGAAAAUUACAUUUACCCACUCAUGGGGGAGAAGCAUCUUUACUAUAAGCUGCAAAACGAGAGGUACGAAUAUACAAGCUGGAAAUCUUUGCUGCAAGGAAAAAAUAUAGUGACCAUUAAAGAUGUGUGCGAAGAAGAGGGCAACAAAGCAACAGACGACUACAUGCUCUGUUUGUCUUAUGCAUUGUUCAAGAUGUAUAAGCGGAGGUUCGUGGGUCUUUAUUUUCAUGAAGGGCCUCGACAAAAAACCAGGAGAUUGUUUAUUAACAAUCGUUUUUCAAAAAAUGUAGUUUUCAAAGUUGUCGAGAGGGAAUUGAAGUUCAUGUCUGAUUUCCUAUUUUCGAAGUCAAGCCUCACAGCGAGGACAGCAUUCAGUCUGUAUGGAGUAUUAAGGCGCUUUCUCAGCGCCUCUUUCCUGGCGAUUGCUGGCUUUCUAGUAUUCAGUGAAAUCAAAGAUUAUAUUCCAGCGAAGGCAACGAGUCAUAAUGUACAUUCUCCUUGCUGUAGCGUUUUUAAUGGAGGUCUAUCAGCUGUGCAAAAUUAUUGUAUCUGA
Molecule: messenger RNA, 1155 nt
Organism: Cryptomeria japonica (Japanese cedar)
Lineage: Eukaryota; Viridiplantae; Streptophyta; Pinopsida; Cupressales; Cupressaceae
Exons: 1
Coding region: 1-1155 (384 amino acids)
Source: RefSeq, a predicted model, not a curated record